AUGAGCGUGGAGUCGAAGUACACUAUUCUGUGUACUGUAACAGAUGUUCAGCUGAAAGGCUACGCAGACGCAAUCCAAAUUGAUUCGGCGAGAAAAAUUCAAGAGUACAAUCGUGCAGUUUCUCGUCAAGCUGAAGAGCGUGAGCUUAAAGAGCGUCGUGAACGUGUGCGCCGUGCGGCGGAAGCGAAUCGGAAGGCGCAAGAGGAAGCUGCAAAGUUUGCUGGUGAUGCAGGACAAGGAGGAAUGCCGAACGUUGAUGAUUUUAUUAAGGAUCCUGACAUCGCUGCGGCUCUCAAGGAUCCGGAGAUCAUGAGUGCAUUCAUGGACAUCGUGGCUAACCCUUCGAAUCUGAUGAAGUAUAUGAGUAACCCGAAAGUGAUGAAGCUCUUUGCAAAAAUGAAAGGAGGAAUGGCUGGGAUGUCUGCUGAUGGAGCAUCUACUGGUGAUUGCCCAACUGGGACCAAAUGUAGUGAUUCUGGUUGCGGUCGAGCCGACACCGUGCCUCCACCUCGCCCGAAGGCCCCCGAGCCCGACCUCGAUUGA
Angiostrongylus costaricensis is the source of this 543-nucleotide messenger RNA. The record is from the annotation of a GenBank genome assembly. NCBI's taxonomy places the organism in Eukaryota, Metazoa, Nematoda, Chromadorea, Rhabditida, Metastrongylidae.